Messenger RNA from Macadamia integrifolia, 1247 nucleotides. RefSeq names its product CASP-like protein 2B1. Bases 408 to 1019 code for a protein of 203 amino acids. The record is from RefSeq and is a predicted model, not a curated record. Lineage: Eukaryota; Viridiplantae; Streptophyta; Magnoliopsida; Proteales; Proteaceae. The transcript is spliced from 4 exons.
UUUCUUCAUCCUUUCUCUCCCUCUCCCUCUCCCACCUAUCACCCAAACUCUUUUUUUCUUUAGAAAAAUGGAGAAAGGACACGUCUUGGGCCUCUUGGCUAUUGCUAUUUGCUUGUAUCCUCUUCUUGAGGUGAUCUCAGCGACACCUAUCAAAGCAUAUCCCAGAAAGCUCCAUAGAGUAGAAAUGGGGUCAUCAUAAAUUCCACCAGGCCUUCCAUCAGUGAGAAUUUAAGGCUCAUCUCUCUCUUAACUUUCUUGGGCCUCAGUCUCUCAGAAGUCAGGUGUUGCAGACAAGAAACGCAAUCAGAGUUUUGUUUUUACAAAUAGUGUGUAUUUGUGGUUUGAGGUUUUUUUCAUUUCUGGGCUUUUGCUUUGGAGCUUUCUCUGGUGAUUAUUGUUGGGGGAAGAUGAGUAGCAGUGGAAGCAUGGGCAUAGGUGUUGGAGUAAGCCCAGGAAAUGUGAUAGUCUACCAUGGGAGCAAUUUGAAGGGGGUUGAUCGGAGAGUGAGGGUUGCAGAGUUAGUCUUGAGGUGUAUCAUUUGUGGACUAGGAGUUCUUGCAGCAGCUCUUGUGGCUUCAGAUACACAGGUCAGGGAGAUCUUCUCAAUCCAAAAGAAGGCCAAAUUCACCGAUAUGAAAGCCCUUGUGUUUUUGGUGAUAGCUAAUGGGAUUGCAGCUGCAUAUUCCUUCAUCCAAGGGUUGCGUUGUGCAUUGAGUAUGAUAAGGGGAAAUAUUCUCUUCAACAGAACCUUAGCUUGGGCUAUUUUCUCUGGUGAUCAGGUGAUGGCUUAUGUGACGGUGGCUGCUGUGGCAGCGGCAUUACAGUCGGCAGUGAUAGGGGAGUUGGGGCAGCCGGAGCUGGAAUGGAUGAAGACAUGCAAUAUCUACAGGAAGUUCUGCAACCAAGUAGGUGAGGGGAUUGUGAGUGCUACUGUGGUCAGUCUUAGUAUGGUCACUCUCUCCUGUAUUUCAGCCUUCAACCUCUUUCGCUUGUUUGGAGGUUCUUCUAAUAAGAAGUAAAGAACAACACUUGUUGUGGAAGUUUGGUAGCUUGGUAGGAGAAAUGUAGCCCUUUGCCUCAGUGUUUUGCCUUCACCGUCGCCGGUGGUUUCGGCUCUGACUGACCACACCAAUCGUCAUGGCGACUGUUGGUGCCUUUCUCUUCCUUUUUUUGUGCAUUUGAGGUCUCCUUGAUUGUAUAAUAACAUAUAUUUUGAUCAUCUCCUAAAAGUUAUGCUUUACCAUGUA